Molecule: messenger RNA, 1714 nt
Organism: Astyanax mexicanus (Mexican tetra)
Lineage: Eukaryota; Metazoa; Chordata; Actinopteri; Characiformes; Acestrorhamphidae
Gene: uchl1
Product: ubiquitin carboxyl-terminal esterase L1 (ubiquitin thiolesterase)
Exons: 9
Coding region: 401-1057 (218 amino acids)
Biological process (GO): ubiquitin-dependent protein catabolic process; protein deubiquitination
Cellular component (GO): cytoplasm
Molecular function (GO): cysteine-type deubiquitinase activity
Source: RefSeq, a predicted model, not a curated record
CAGCGCGUGCGCGGCGCGUGCUGGCUGUUAUGAUUUAAAAUUUGGCGAAAAGUCCGUUACUUUUUUUUCCGUUGCCUUUUUUUCGCCGUUCUUUCGUUAUUUUGCGGUAUUUCUUCGUCCGGCGCUGCAGCCGCGGACCGGGCGAGAUUUGUGGGUCCAGACACGGUCCAGACACACACCCACCACCCCCCUUCAUCUGAGGAGAAGUGGAACAUGACCGGCCGCAUAUCAACCGCGUGCGCUGACGGACGCUGUUAGAGUUUAGCUAGUUGGAUUUCUCUGUGUUUUCUUCUUCUUUUGUUAGCCUGGUUAGCAUUUACCUCAGAGAAGGAAAACGCGACCCUAAGCUAAUCUAAUUAACUGUUAGGUUAUAGCUAACUGUUACUCAAAACCUGCGGACAUGGAGUGGAAACCGAUGGAAAUAAACCCGGAGAUGCUAAAUAAGGUGCUGGGUAAAUUGGGGGUAGGAGCAGACUGGCACUUUGUGGACGUGCUGGGUUUGGAGGAUGAAGCAUUGUCUGGGGUGCCCACGCCCUGCUGCGCAUUGAUGCUGUUGUUUCCUUUAACACAACAGCAUGAGCAGUUCCGCUCUAGUCAGUCAGUGGAUGGCAGUAAGGAUGUCUACUUUCUGAAUCAGACUGUGGUGAACUCCUGUGGAACUGUGGGAUUACUGCAUGCUGUGGCCAACAAUCAGGAUAAGAUGACAUUUGAAGCAGGCUCUACCCUCAAGAAAUUUCUAGAAGAAACAACUGGGAUGUCCCCCGCUGAUCGUGCUAAACAACUGGAGAAAAAUCAGGCAAUCCAGCAAACCCAUGAUGAAGUUGCAGCUGAGGGACAGUGCCGUCCUGAAGCAGACAAAGUGAACUUUCACUUCAUCACCUUCGCCAAUGUUAGUGGUCAACUUUAUGAGCUUGAUGGCAGAAUGGAGGGGCCUGUAAAACAUGGUGCAACAAAGCCUGAGACCUUUAUCAUGGAUGCUGCAAAGGUGUGCCGUGGCUUUACUGAGCGAGAGAAAGGAGAAGUGCGUUUCUCAGCGGUGGCUCUAUGCAAAGCCUAAAGAUGACCAAAACCACACGGCCAAGCAAGGAGCAGCCGACCAAAAAAAAUCCCCACCUUCACUGUCAUUCCCUUUCAGGCCAGAGCACAGACGUCCUGCACAGUCUCGUCAAAACUGCCUGUUUGCCUGCUGGUGAAUCUCAACACUGCUAUAUCUGUAAUUAAUCUUAGCAUUUCAAUCUGCCACAACUGCCAAGCUUUUGUUCUUGCUCUUGGUAUGUUGUAUUUGUAGUUUUUGCACAAGUGCCUUAUUGGGCACAAUUGUUUUCUUUUUUUGUGUUUAGUUUGUUAAACUGUCAACUUUAAUCUUAAGGAGUGUCUAGUUUGGAUCUAAUGUGUACAGUUAGGUCAUCUGGGUAUAAUCUGGAUUGCGUGUGAUCUGAUGAGCAUGCUGUACUGGGUUUAGUUGAUAAUAGCUGUGAUGUGAAUAAUAGAUACUGUGGGAGUUGCUGUGAUGCUGUUCUGUUUUAUUCCAGAACUUUCGUUGCCUCUUAAAGCCCAAGCACUUAGUAUGUAUGUAUGUGUGCCUGGAUGAGUGAGUGGAUGUGCGAGAGAGUAAAAGCAGACAUGUUUAUCCCUUUUGUUGCACACAGGGAAUGUGUCUCCAUUGCUGUUACUGUUGAUGGCAUUGAAAAGAAUAAAAAAAUGAUUCACUGGA